GAAUGUUGAUGAAACUACAAAAUAUGCAGGCUGAAAUGCUGAAUUGUGUUGUGUUGUGUCGGGUACGGGUCCCCAUGGGUAUUUGGUACCCGGUCGGGAUGGGUAUGGGAAGAUUUUCGUGCCCGAGAUCGGGUUCGGGUUCAGGGAUGGGGGCGGGUCUGUGUUCAUGGGUACGGGUUUGGGGAGUUAAUCCCCGGUGGGGAAUUCUCCAUGGACUCUAGCUCUAACGGAUGUCAUGUUUUACAAAAAUUCAUCAAACGAUUAUAGAACUAGAUCUCUCAGGUCCUAAAUAUAGUAUCUAUAUAACAAAGCCCUAUCCUCGUUCUGUACAUUAUUCCUAACCAUUUAUUUUCUAAAUAACAUGAUAUAUUUUCUAAUAAUAUGAUAUAUAGAUUAACUAUCGGGUUGCAAACAUUUUUAUGGUAUUAAACAUUUUAAACGAGGUAUUAUUUUAAUUUUGAGGACUCAAAUAUAUGACUGCAGACGACUCCGAUAGUCCCAGUAGACGACUGAGCACAGCCACGUGAUCACGCCAUGGACGCCGCUGUCGCGCCGCUCCUCGCAGUCGCCGUCCUUCUCUUCCUGGGCCUCCGGCGGCGCGGGGGCCACCGCAACCACUGCCCCUACCCGAACCCCGUGCUCGGCAACGUGGUGCCCCUGGUCCGCAACCUGCACCGCUUCCUCGACUGGGCCACCGACCAGCUCACGGCCGCCCCGUCCUCCACCAUAGAGGUGCGCGGCGCGCUCGGCCUCGGCCGCGGCGUCGCCACGGCGGACCCGGGCGUCGUCAACCACAUGCUGCGGGCGAGGUUUCCCAACUACGUUAAGGGCGCGCGCUUCGCGGGGCCCUUCGGCGACCUCCUCGGCAGCGGCAUCUUCCUCGCGGACGGCCGCCUGUGGAGCCUCCAGCGCAAGCUCGCGUCCUACUCCUUCUCGUCCCGCUCGCUGCGCCGCUUUUCGGGGCGCGUCCUCCGGGGCCACCUGCACCGCCGGCUCCUUCCUCUUCUCGCGAGUGCGGCUGACUCCGGCGAGGCCGUUGACCUGCAGGACGUGCUCAAGCGCUUCGCCUUCGACAACAUCUGCGGCGUCGCGUUCGGAGUCGAGGGCUCGACGCUGCUCGAGCUCGAGGAGGCCGGCGGCCGGGGCAGGGGACGACCCCGCCGGCACGACACGUUCUUCGAGGCGUUCGACGCCGCCGUCGAGAUCUCCUUCGCGCGCAUGCUCCACCCGACCGCCGUCGUGUGGAAGGCGAUGCAGCUCGCUGGCGUCGGAAGCGAGAGGCGGCUCCGCGAGGCCAUCCGCAUCGUCGACGAGCACGUCGCGGCGAUCAUGGAGUCGGAGGAGCGGUCGCGCGGCGUCGGCGACGGAGGCGGCUGCGACGAGCAGCACCUUCUGUCGCGGUUCGCGGCGGCGAUGGAGGAAGAGGAGGGGAGCGAACUCGGCGCCAUGUUCCGGUCGCCGGAGGCGAAGCGGCGGUUCCUGCGGGACAUCGUCGUCAGCUUCGUGCUCGCCGGGAAGGACUCCACGUCCUCCGCGCUCACAUGGUUCUUCUGGCUCCUCGCCGCCAACCCGCGCUGCGAGCGGCGCGUGUACGAGGAGGUGGCGUCGCUCUCGCUCCACAGAUAUGGCGUCGACGACGAAGGCGGCUACGACGAGCUCAGGGGGCUGCACUACCUGCACGCGGCGCUCACCGAGGCGAUGCGGCUGUAUCCGCCGGUGCCCAUCAACUCGAGGGUGGCGGCCGCGGGGGACGUGCUGCCGGAUGGCACGACGGUGCGCGCCGGCUGGUUCGCGGACUACUGCGCGUACGCGAUGGGGAGGAUGCCGCAGCUGUGGGGCGACGACUGCCGCGAGUUCCGCCCCGAGCGGUGGCUCGAUGGCGGAGGCGAGUUCGUGGCGGUGGACGCGGCGAGGUACCCGGUGUUCCACGCCGGCCCGAGGGCGUGCCUCGGUAAGGAGAUGGCGUAUGUGCAGAUGAAGGCCGUUGUGGCCGCCGUGGUCAGGAGGUUCGCCGUGGAGACGGUGCGGGCGGCAAGCAUGGAGGCGCCUCCGCCGUACGAGAUGACGGUGACGCUGAGGAUGAAGGGCGGGCUGCCUGUGCGGAUAAGGAGGCGGGAGAGCGACGCAGGCCGGCACUGAUGAUGACAGGAAGCCGAAGCAGAAAAGGCCGGCUAUCAUGAUUCAUGAGAGGAAGACAGAGAGAUGGAGUAUGCAAGCAACAAAGCAACACACAUCGCAAUGGUCAGCCGAGGAAUCGGAGAUUUAAAAGAGACAUUUUUCCUGAAAAUUACUGUAAAAUAUUCCCCCCAUCUAUCCAAAACAAUGAUGUAAUUCUUACCUCUCAAGAAGCCAAAGUUUUUAAAUUUAAAAUAUGGAAAAAGCUAACAUUUACGAUAAUAAA
Messenger RNA from Zea mays, 2401 nucleotides. RefSeq names its product cytochrome P450 94A1. Gene Ontology annotation, molecular function: oxidoreductase activity, acting on paired donors, with incorporation or reduction of molecular oxygen; heme binding; monooxygenase activity. Lineage: Eukaryota; Viridiplantae; Streptophyta; Magnoliopsida; Poales; Poaceae. Bases 535 to 2139 code for a protein of 534 amino acids. The transcript is spliced from 2 exons. The record is from RefSeq and is a predicted model, not a curated record.